AUGAUGAAAUCUGGUAGGGCUGACGGAGAUCUUCCCUAUGUGGUUAUACUUUUCGAACUAUUUUCUUUUUUGCUUAAGGUGGAAGUGCUGAUAGCUGCAAACCUAUUGGAAGACGCCACAAUGAAGAUGGAAAUCAACCGCAACUUGAGGGAAAUCUUCUCCGAUCGUCCUAUUUUUGAUCGUCGUCAGAGAUCGCUUUCUAUUGUUACUUGA
Molecule: messenger RNA, 213 nt
Organism: Echinococcus granulosus
Lineage: Eukaryota; Metazoa; Platyhelminthes; Cestoda; Cyclophyllidea; Taeniidae
Exons: 2
Coding region: 1-213 (70 amino acids)
Source: RefSeq, a predicted model, not a curated record